CUCAGUGGCGAGCUUGUGAAGGGCGGAGAAGGAAGGCGCUCUGAACGUCCCUCCCUCCCCUAAAGUGCACCCUCUACCUCAGCCGGCUCCUCCCAGCCCCGCUCUCCGGCCCUGUCUUGCUUUCUUUCUCUCUCCCCCCACCACACACACAUCCUUCAAGCCAGGAACAUGUCAACCGGACACCAGCACAGCCAGAGCCGGGCUAUCCCCACCAGGACCAUCCAUAUUAGCGACUCCUCUCAGCUACCUCAUGACUAUUGCACCACCCCCGGGGGGACCCUCUUCUCCACCACCCCUGGAGGGACCAGGAUCAUUUAUGAUCGUAAGUUUCUUUUGGACCGUCGCAAUUCUCCCUUGGCUCAGACCCCUCCUCGUCGCUUGCCGGAUAUUCCUGGCGUUACCAGCCCUAUUACUGCUGUCGAAGCCCCCAAAGUAGAAACAAAUAAUUUGAACAACCAUGACAGGAAGACCGCUAUUGGUGAGGAUGCUCAGUUUGAAAUGGACAUCUAAUCUCCAGGAUGCCUGUCAAGCACGCUCUUGUGCGCACCUGGCUUGGCAAAUAGGAUCGAUGAGAAAUCCGUCAAAGGCGCACUUGCGUAGAAACCUGCCCUUCCUGGUGCCAAAGGUCAACGCAACUAGGCUCCUUCCUCCUAUUUUUUUUUCUCUUUAUUUCUCCCCCAUGAUUAAUUCCACCCCAACCACAAAAUGUGGAGGUGGUGAAAGGACUUGACUGAUUUCAAUGGCUUGAUGUUGGUAAACAGGAAUUAAGUUUGCCAAUUUUGUACUGUAGAUCUGCAAAUAUUUGUGAAUGGUGGGUGGCAGAAAUGGAAAUUGUGCAACUUUCCCCCGUUUU
Rana temporaria (common frog) is the source of this 853-nucleotide messenger RNA. RefSeq names its product eukaryotic translation initiation factor 4E binding protein 2 (gene EIF4EBP2). NCBI's taxonomy places the organism in Eukaryota, Metazoa, Chordata, Amphibia, Anura, Ranidae. The transcript has 3 exons. Gene Ontology annotation, molecular function: eukaryotic initiation factor 4E binding. Gene Ontology annotation, biological process: negative regulation of translational initiation. Gene Ontology annotation, cellular component: cytoplasm. The record is from RefSeq and is a predicted model, not a curated record. The coding region runs from base 169 to 510 and encodes 113 amino acids.